Messenger RNA from Salvia splendens (bonfire salvia), 743 nucleotides. RefSeq lists its product as uncharacterized. The transcript is spliced from 2 exons. NCBI's taxonomy places the organism in Eukaryota, Viridiplantae, Streptophyta, Magnoliopsida, Lamiales, Lamiaceae. Bases 143 to 574 code for a protein of 143 amino acids. The record is from RefSeq and is a predicted model, not a curated record.
GCAAUUAGUUUUUUUUUUUUUUUAAUGAAGUUAAUGGUUUCCUACACGACAGUUUUCCUGAUUAAAUCCAUUUCCCUCUCUUUGUCUCUCUCUUGAUGGUGCAUAGAAGCUGAAGAUUUUGGGCGGUGGGUUAGUAGAAGAAAUGGUGGUUUUUAAGGAGGAGUUGAUAAUAGAGAGCUACCAAAUCCGGUGGCUAAUUUGGAUUCAACUUCUUAUUACCAUUCUUCUCCUUCCCCUCUUUUCCGGCUUCGCUGCCUUCACUUAUGAUGCCUCUACUAGCUCUGCCGCGCCGCCGUCUGGUUGCCAACCUGCAGCCAACAACUCCUCCUCUCCAAACGGAAUAAUUACGGUGGACGACGAGAGAGCUGGAGGGGACGCAGGAAGUAGUGGAGGGUCGAGCAGAGAAGAGGAAGAUGAGUCGUCUCUAAAGGAUACCGUAAUUCUGGGCAUUUUUCGGCGUCCAACCCACCCUUGCAACUAUUUUGGGCGUGCCAAACAAGCGAUUUUCAAGUGCUUCGGGUUAGAUUCUAGCUCAGAGAGCUCUGCAGGUCAACAACAUGAAAAGCAAGAUUGACUAUGUAUGCUACAGCCCCUUUCUUGUUUGCAAACAAUUGCACAGCUCAAAUAUCUAAUGCAAAAUUACAAGUGAGCUUCUGUUCAAAAACAGCGUUUUGGGGCUCUAAUUGUAUCAUUAUUUUUUGUAGCAUUAGUCUUAUAUAUUCAGGCCACGAUUUUGAGGUAAA